Messenger RNA from Penicillium crustosum, 1272 nucleotides. RefSeq lists its product as uncharacterized. The transcript has a single exon. The coding region runs from base 1 to 1272 and encodes 423 amino acids. NCBI's taxonomy places the organism in Eukaryota, Fungi, Ascomycota, Eurotiomycetes, Eurotiales, Aspergillaceae. The record is from RefSeq and is a predicted model, not a curated record.
AUGCAGUACACCCAUAUAUCUAAUCCCGCGCGCUUGGGUCAUGAGGCAAAGUCUGCGGCGGCUAUGUGUAUCAAGAAUCUCUCUCAGUGGGCCAUGGCCGUUGAAGAAAUUUGCACCUGGCCUGAGUACAGCCCCCAACCACUGCGAACGCUCCCCGGCUUCGCGCAGAAAGUGGGUGUCGAUCAGCUGUUCGUGAAAGAUGAAAGCAAGCGAUUCGGCUCCGACAUUGGCUCUUUCAAAGCACUGGGCGCGCCUUAUGCUGUCUACAUGAUUUUGUCCGAGGAAGUUUAUGCGAAGACUGGCGUGCGUCCCUCCUCGGCCGAACUUCGAACAUCCAAAUACCAUGACAUCACGCGUAAUGUCGUCGUAUGCGUUGCCACGGAUGGAAACCAGGGCCGCGGUCUCGCGUAUGGAGCGCAAGCUUUUGGCUGCCGUUGUGUCGACUAUAUCCAUGGUCAUGUCAGCGAUGGCCGGGCUGACCGGAUGAAAAACCUCGGCGCCGUGGUUAUCCGCGUCGAUGGGGAAUACGAAGCAUCCGUGGCACGCGCGAAGGAGGAUGCCCGUAUGAACGGGUGGUACUUUGUCAGUAGUACUUCUUGGUCCAACUUUGACAACGACGUACCUCAACAUGUUAUGAACGCCUAUAUGGUCGUCCUCGACGAGGCACUUAGCAUGAUCCCCGCGGUAGACAAAGUCACACAUGUCUUCGUGUGCGGCGGUGUAGGAAGCAUCGCCGCGGCAAUCUUUCAGGGAUUUUACAAACAUGUCUGCGAAAUUCAAAAAUCCUCCGCAGCAUCCGCCACGGUGACAAUGCCGCGAUUUAUUGUCGUGGAGCCAUCCGAGGCAGACUGCCUGUUACAGAGUGCCAAAAGCCAGGAGGCUCGCGAGUCUGAAGGAUCCUUGCGCACUCUUAUGGCCGGUCUUGCCUGUCGCACGCCAUCUCCUGCGGCCUUAAAAGUGCUCACCUGGCUUGCGAGUGACUUUAUAGCCGUCCCAGACUCUGUGGCGGUGGACGGUAUGAAAGCAUUGGCAUAUGGAGAAGAGGGUGAUAUCCCUGUAGUAUGCGGCGAGUCUUCAGCAGCCAGCAUGGGUAUCAUGCUGGGAUCAACCACGGAUCCAUCCUUGCGUGAAAAGCUUGGUUUGAAUAGUUCAAGCCAAGUCGUGCUGUUUGGGUUGGAAGGUGCUACCGAUCCAGAAAUUUAUGAGUCAUUGGUUGGGAAGUCAUCCCAGGCUGUCUUCGAAGCCCAGGAUGGCUUCGUUGUCCGCGACUAA